AAACACCGGAUAGAAAUAAUCUCACCAUACCUGAUGCUUGCAUUAGUAAUCUUUGCAAUGGCAUAAACAAUUUAUGAAUGUUAUCUCAACACAAGUGAAUCAAACAAUACAGUUGGUGUACCCCAAGAACCAAACGUACGGGUAACGAACCAAACGUACGGGUAACAAGCCUAAAGAAUCAACUUUGACAGCAACGAAGUCAACUGAUGUUAAAAAAAACCCAAUCCCACUUUUCUCGUGUAUAAAUAAAUUAAAGAAUUAGAUCAAUUCCAUCGUAUCCUAUAUUUAUCCAAAAAAAUAAAAAUCUGAAUUCUUGUACCUCCCCCAUAUUGACUUAAAUUCAUAUAUUGAAAUCAAGAAAUAGUAGGAGUAUUUGUGUGUGUUGGUAAAUGGGUUCAGAAACAGAGGUGAUAUUAGGGGUAGAUGGAGGAACCACCUCAACUGUGUGUGUUUGUAUGCCACUUAUGCAUAACAACAUCCCUGAUCCUCUUCCAAUUAUGGGUCGCGCUGUUGCCGGCUGUUCCAAUUUUAAUAGCGUUGGAGAAGAUGUAGCUAGAGAAACACUGGAAAAGGUUAUAGAAGAAGCUUUGUUUGAUGCUGGUGUCAAACGAUCAGCUGUUCAAGCAGUUUGUUUGGGUCUAUCUGGUGUGAACCAUCCAAAGGAUCAGGGGAAAAUAUUAGGCUGGCUGAGGAGCACAUUCCCAAGUCAUGUUAAGUUGUAUAUUCAGAAUGAUGCCGUGGCUGCUCUAGCAAGUGGUACGGUGGGAAAACUUCAUGGCUGUGUUCUGAUAGCUGGUACAGGAAGCAUUUCUUAUGGAUUUACUGAAGACGGAAGAGAAGCUCGGGCCGCGGGAGCAGGGCCUGUUUUGGGUGAUUGGGGGAGGUAAAGUUGGUGCGUAUUCAUUGUUUUUCAUAAAGAUUCGUAUUCUGCUACAUUUUCCUCUUCCCUAUAACCUGAAAAAGACGAAUAUGUGGAGAAACAUAUUCUGCUCAUAUAUAUAGGAAAUUAAUUGUUUUUGUGUUUUUCACUUUUUGUCUUUUUUGUCAUAAGAAAGUAUACUUCUGCUAAUUUAGAAUUUCAGCAUAUCAGUUGGCCUUGAAAAGGUCUCCAUAGACA
Molecule: messenger RNA, 1117 nt
Organism: Lycium ferocissimum
Lineage: Eukaryota; Viridiplantae; Streptophyta; Magnoliopsida; Solanales; Solanaceae
Exons: 3
Coding region: 390-887 (165 amino acids)
Source: RefSeq, a predicted model, not a curated record